AGGGUGAGAGAGUGAGGGAACACACAGGCAGACAGGGCACACACACACACAUACACACGCGCGCGCGCGAGAGAGAGAGAGAGAGAGGAGAAGAUGUCGUCGACUCUGCUGGAACAGACGAGAGCAGCACACGAGGAGAUCGAACGGCUGGAAAGAGUGAUAGUACGAGAUUUGCAGCAGGAGAUGAAGACGCACAAAGAUCGGCUUCAUCAGAGUCAUCGAGUGAAGAGCUGGGUUGAAACGAUGAUGGACAGCAGUGGGCGACUGGCGGACAUUUAUGACGACAAAGACCAAGCACGAAAGGAGGAAAUUGUGGCGCUAGGUGGGCAAGGUCUAGGGGGGCAGACUGUGUUCAGCGCAUUUUAUGACAGGAUGAAAGAGUACCAGGAUUAUCUGGAGGAAGUUGUUGCCUAUUUGCAGUCCUUCUACACGAGAACCCAACCACUACAGGACAUCGACAAGAUGAUUGCUAAGGUAGAGGCAGACUUUGAGAGCCGCUGGAACGCAGGUGGUGUGCAGGGGUGGGAAGACAGAGCAGUUUUGAGAAGCAGUCAACAAUCACAAAAUGGGAACGCUCCUCCUCAUGACAUUGAUCUGAACAUUUACGACACAGUGGAUAAACUACUUGAGAUAAGGCCAGAGAGAUUAAAGGAGGCUCUGGCAUCGCUGGGACUAAAGGUUGGAGGAACCCCUGAGGAAAGGGCCCGAAGGCUACUGUUGACGAAGGCAACCGUGGAAAGUGAGUCAGAUGAUGAAGAGCAGCAUAUCUAUAAUCCGCUCAAGUUACCGAUGGGCUGGGACGGGAAACCGAUUCCCUAUUGGUUAUACAAGCUUCAUGGGCUGGGGCAGGAAUUUCAAUGUGAGAUUUGUGGCAAGUACAGCUACUGGGGCCGCCGCGCUUUUGAACGACACUUCAAGGAGUGGAGGCAUCAGCACGGAAUGCGAUGUCUCGGAAUCCCCAACACGAAGAAUUUCCACGAGAUCACACAGAUCGAAGAUGCGAAGAAGCUGUGGGAGAAGAUCAAGGCGAAUUCUGGAGUCAACACGUGGAAACCGGAUGUGGAGGAAGAGUGUGAAGACGGGGAAGGGAACGUGUAUAAUAGGAAGACCUACAUGGAAUUGCAGAGACAAGGCUUGGUCUAAGUCCAUCCAUCUGUCAUCGCUCCUCCGCAGCCUUUGAUUCAACUCACCUGCAACGGCCCUGAAUGCCUCACAUG
Chara braunii is the source of this 1217-nucleotide messenger RNA. NCBI's taxonomy places the organism in Eukaryota, Viridiplantae, Streptophyta, Charophyceae, Charales, Characeae. The record is from the annotation of a GenBank genome assembly.